AUGGGUGCGAAGAAAGAAGGCCUCGGUGCGGGGAGGGAGGAAGAGGAAGACGAGGACAACGUGCCCAUUGCAUUAUCGCGGGGCAAGCUCGCGAAGAGGCGUGAACUGCAUCAUAGAAAGAGUCACGACGAAGACGACGAUGAUGACGACGGGGACUUCCCUAUCCCCUUCCGUUCUAUUGAGAGCAAGGAAAGGCCAGGGCCCCAGAACGGCAGAGGGUCUUUCAGGUUGAAGAAGGAAGGUGAUGAAGAAGAGGUCGAUGAGAAGCCCCCGAAGAAGGUUUGCUCCAUUUUCCCCCUGCCCUGCCCUUUUUUCGUAGUGGCACUCCGUUUUAGGUGCCAAUUUUUCAUGAUUUACGCGCCCAUCUGUGUGUGAAGGAGACGAACGUUAAGAAGAACGAGGGCCCUAAGAGCAGUCCCGUGUCUGCUAGGGUGAAGGAGGAGCAGCCUACUGGGGAAGUAUCGUCUGAAGAUGAGGAUGACGGAAAGGUGGCUUUCUCCUCUAGCUGUCUGGUUCUGAACGACGUCUUUUCCUUGCUAUUUAUUCUUAGCAGCAUGCAUCUCAUUGCCCUUUUAUUGGUUCUAGGACUCGAAGAAGAAGAUAAAGAGAGGCACGGUGAAGACGAAGGUAGAGCAGAACAGCAAGAUCGUCAAGAAGGUGAGCAAGGUCAAAACUGUAGAAGACGGGAAGAAGAAACCGAAGAAUGUGUAUGAUUUUCCGGGGCAGAGGCACGAGCCUCCCGAGGAGGUGCAUUUCUUUGAUCACAACGCCAUUUGGAUGUGUAUUUUCUGUGCAGACUCAGGCUAAAUUGUUCUGUGUUGAUUUGUGAUAUGCAUGAACUUGCAGAGAGACCCAUUGAGGAUUUUCUACGAAACACUGUAUCAGCAGCUGCCUAGCAGCGAAAUGGCGCAGUUCUGGUAUGAACAUUUGACCGCACACUGCUUCUAUGUUAUUUCUCUUCAUCAAUAGCUGAGGUUGUCCCCACUCAUAGCCGAUCGGAAGCUUUUUUUCCCCCUUGUAAUUCAGAAUUGUACUAUUUUUUCACAUUUCUGGGCUUUUUUUGCAUUUAAUUUCUCACUGAAAAUUAAACUCUUAAGGGCUCCAGUUGGAAGCUGUACGCUGAAAAUUAAAAUCCAAAUAGCCAUGUUUUGAAGGAAGUGAUUUGCAGUGAACUUUAUGCAUAUUAUUAUUUCAUUAUUUUUUGGGAAUAAUCUCUGCUGGCUGUUGGAUCAUGAUAAAAACCUCGUUGGUUCAGCGUCAUAUUUGUUUCUAACCCAUCUCCAGACUGUCGUGUUACUUGUAUCUUAUGAGGAUGAGUGAUGAUCAUGAUAUCUAGAAAAAUAAUAAAAUCUUAAAGAUGCAGUUAAGGUAAUUAGAGAGAUGUAGGAAGGACAUCAACCGAUCGAAGAGAAUUCGAUGAAUGGAAUCACAUGUCAAGUUAAAUUAAAAGAGAGAGAAUAGGUGAUGCCCAUACCCAUUGGGGUUAUGACCCCUUAAAUGCUUCAUCUUUAAGGAGGCACCUGAAUAAAGCCGGAACAAGAUACCAUACCAGUGGUGGCCCUUUGCCGAAAGGCUAGGACAGAAGUAACGGGCAGUUCGAGCAACGGGGAUAUUUAGUAUCAACCCAAUAGCAAGAGAAGGCAUUGCCAUGUAAUGAGGAGAGAGGUGGGAGUGAAAUGGACGUUUUUGAGGAUCUGUGAAGAAUGAAAAUAAGUAAAUAUUAUAAGAGCUAGAAUUUUUUUUUGUCCAGAUGAUGGUGAGCGGGGCUGUAAAUGAAAUCAGAGGUACAACCAAGAAAUGAGUCGAGGAGAAAUCGAAUUUAUUACCUUGGAAGAUUAUCUCAAUCUCUAGGUGGAAAGCGUUCAUGGAAUCGUUAUGUGCCUCGGCUGAGGGAGUUCCAGAAUGUGAGUCAUUUUUGUCGCCCAUUUGAUGGAAAUCGGGUGAAUGAAAGAGGUUUAUUUUCUGGAAUCGUAUGCCUUCUUCGGAGAUUGCAGAGGUGAGUGCCAGAGUUCUCCGAAGCAUGUCGCUCUCUCGUGGGUCCAUGUGAAUGGGUCUUGGUGAGUAGUGAUUAAGGAGAUCGCAGAGGUGGUCGGUCAGUUUACAGGGAGGGAGAGAACAGGGAGAAGGCCCACCGCAUUCUUCCUCAUAUGGCUUCUAGGAUGUGGGCUGUGUCUUCCAUUGAAGUCAGCGUCGUAAUUUUCUUCUGCUCGCAGGAUGAUGGAGUACGGCUUGCUCCCUCCUGAGGCCGCACACAAGAUUUAUGAGAAGAAGUUGAGGAAGAACCAUCACAGCAAGCAGAGCUCGCCCGUCAAAGUUCCGCCGUCUGAGCAGACGGUAGAUUCCGCGAAGAAAGCGAAGUAUGUCUCGGCGGGGAAGACGGCGUCGAGGACGGCCGUUAAAAGGAAGGUCGACGACGCGUCUUCCGAUGACGACGACUUCAUCUCUUCGAGGAAGAAGCCCAAGAAGCAGAAGCUCGCCGGCUGA
This is a messenger RNA of Spirodela intermedia, 2484 nucleotides long. The record is from the annotation of a GenBank genome assembly. NCBI's taxonomy places the organism in Eukaryota, Viridiplantae, Streptophyta, Magnoliopsida, Alismatales, Araceae.